GAGGGCGGGACUUUGGCGGGUAGUAAGGAGCGGUGCCUGCGAGGAGUGGAAGAAGGAGACUGGGCGGAACUUAAUACAAACAUUGAGAGGCGAGAGUUUCGUGGAGAGGGAAGAGGGCUUUGGUGAGCGAGGCCAGGUUCGCGGUCUCUUGGUGGGCAUGGUCUGUUGGUAGCGACUAGAUCUAGUUCCGAGUGGGCGUGGCCAUUAUGGGGUGGAGCCUGACACAGAAAUAUUAGCCUGCUCCCUUGUGCCUGGUUAGCAUGGGGCAUCGCACUCUAUCCUCCGUCCCCGCCCUGUGGGCCUCCAUCCCCUGUCCACGCUCUGAGCUGCGCCUGGACUUGGUUCUAGCUUCUGGACAAUCCUUCCGGUGGAAGGAGCAAAACCCUGCGCACUGGAGUGGUGUGCUGGCAGACCAGGUAUGGACACUGACGCAGACGGAGGAGCAGCUCUACUGCACUGUGUACCGAGGGGGAAAGGGCCAGACUGGCAAGCCCACACCAGAAGAGCUAAAGGCCCUGCGCCAGUACUUCCAGCUGGAUGUCAGCCUGGCUCAACUGUAUCGCCACUGGAGUUCCAAGGACCCCCACUUCCAAAAAGUAGCUCAGGAAUUCCAAGGUGUUCGACUCCUACAACAGGAUCCCAUCGAGUGCCUUUUCUCCUUCAUCUGUUCCUCCAACAACAACAUUGCUCGCAUCACUGGCAUGGUGGAACGGCUCUGCCAAGCUUUCGGACCUCGGCUCAUCCAGCUUGAUGAUGUCACCUACCAUGGCUUCCCCAGCCUGCAGGCCCUGGCUGGGCCAGAGGUGGAGACUAAGCUCAGGAAGCUGGGCCUUGGGUACCGUGCCCGCUAUGUGAAUGCCAGUGCCCGAGCCAUCCUUGAAGAGCAGGGGGGAUUGCCCUGGCUGCAGCAGCUGCGCAAGGCCCCUUACGAAGAGGCCCACAAGGCCCUCUGCACCCUGCCUGGAGUGGGCACCAAGGUGGCCGACUGCAUCUGCUUGAUGGCCCUAGACAAGCCCGAGGCCGUGCCCGUGGAUGUCCAUGUGUGGCAGAUCGCCCAACGUGACUACAGUUGGCAUCCCACAACAACCCAGAGCACGGGUCCAAGCCCCCAGGCCAACAAGGAACUAGACUGGGGAAGGUGCCCUGACUACAGACUCCGGUGCGAGAUCCCACCUCCUUCCCAGGGGAGCUGGCCAGCCACAUCUUCAGGAAAUGAGACUUGAUGUGAUGGCACAUUAAAAGACAUUUGGAAUCAAACAGACCUGGGUUCAAGCUUCACUUCCACCCCAUAUCUGCUGUGGAAUCUUGGGUAAAUCAUUUUACUGUUCUGAGUCUGUUUCUUCACCUAUAACAUGGCAUAAUCAUACUGGUAAACAUAUCUACUUUGUAGCACUAUUUUGAAAAUUAGACAACUUAGAAAGUGCCUUUUACCUAGUAGGCUAGUUAACUUGAUGUCACUUGUGUUCCCAGGACAUUCCUGGUCCAUAGUAGAGCUCAAUAAGAAAUGGGUCAGAGGAGUUCUCUUCCCCUUUUCUAUACAUCAGCUGUCCCAGGAUAACUGCUUGUAAUAUUAUUUUUUCUUUCAUUCUUGAAGCCCUCCAUGUUGUAGUUAAGCUCCAAAUUUGGAGUUUUCCUUCUGCCUUCAGGUGUCCACUCCUACUUUUUACCCUGUGAGGAGCAACCCAUCUUGAGAGACUCAGAGAUCCUUCCAGUAUUUACCAGAUCUCCCUGAUCUCUCUUGGCUAAUAUAGGCAUAUUUUGGAGCAAUGACUCUUGUAUUUUUCUCUGAUUCUCAACCCAUAGUACAGGGGAACCUUGUUUCUCAAACUUAACUCAUUCCAGAAGGCUGUUCGAAAACCAAAUAAUUUUUUCUCAUUAGAAAUAAUGUCAAUUGGGUUAAUCCAUUCUAGACCCUCAAAUGAUUCUCUAUUUUAACUUUCUUAUAUACAGUACAUGUAUAUUGUGCUGUUCAACCUAUAAACACUUUAAAAAAACAAAAAGACAUGAAAUAUAAAUGAAAAUUUAACAAAAAGGAAAGGAAAUGUACAGUAAAAAUGAAAAUUUAACAAUAAUUAUAAGAAGUAACAAAUGCAGAAAAACAUGAAAAUGUUCAUAGUAAAAUAUUCUGAGAUUUUAACAGUAGUAAGCUGACUCAUAUUUGUGCAUUCUCUCAUUUGUUUGUCACAUAAGAGAUGCAUGAUUGAUCAUGCAGGUAUCAGCAUGAAAAGGUUUCCAGGCUGAGAAGCAAAUUGUUCAGAAAUGAGGUUCCACUGUACCUUUAAUUUUGUAUGUGGUAGUGCUGGCAGGCCCAGAGAGGGACAGUUAGAAUAGGGCCUCUAAGUCUAAGACUUGGCUUACAAAACUGGCUCACCACCAGUUAUCUGAUCUGUCCCUUCCCCUUUCUGUAUCCUAGUUUCCUCGUCUGUAAAAUAAGGGUAAUAGUAUUACCUGUUCUUACAUAGGGUUGUUGAGAGGACCAAAUGAGAGAAUUCAGAGAGGGCUUGGAAUCAUCCUAGCUUGCUCCCUUGCAGAAUCAUUCUCCCAGAGUUGUGUUUUAACUACAUGCUCUAAGUUUUCAUCAGAGGUUGUGAAAAGA
Molecule: messenger RNA, 2596 nt
Organism: Pipistrellus kuhlii (Kuhl's pipistrelle)
Lineage: Eukaryota; Metazoa; Chordata; Mammalia; Chiroptera; Vespertilionidae
Gene: OGG1
Product: 8-oxoguanine DNA glycosylase
Exons: 7
Coding region: 261-1223 (320 amino acids)
Biological process (GO): nucleotide-excision repair; base-excision repair, AP site formation; base-excision repair
Cellular component (GO): nucleus
Molecular function (GO): damaged DNA binding; 8-oxo-7,8-dihydroguanine DNA N-glycosylase activity
Source: RefSeq, a predicted model, not a curated record